AUGUCUGCACCCAUUGAUGAUAAUCAGGUCCCCAAGAUUCCUGAUCUUGCUCUCGCUCAUCAACGUUUCAUUAUUAGUCAAGGUCCAGUUGAAUUAAGAGAUGAAGCCAAGAACAAACUCUUUGAAGCCAUCAAGGAGAACAACAUGGCGCCCUUCUACAAGAUCAUGGUAGAAGAGCUUCAAGCACCUUUCGACCAAGCUUUGUACGAUGCCAUGGCUGCAAAGAACGAGGAAGAAUUAAAGAAGUUUGAUGAUAAGGCAGUCGACGCUGAGCAAAACCAAGGAGAGACAGAGAUCAAUGAAGCCUUUUUGUCCAAGGCUGAUUAUUAUGCCAAGAUUGGAGACAAGGAAAACGCCUUGACAGCAUACGAAAACUUACUAAAGAGAUCAAUCACAUUGGGCACUCGCAUCGAUAUUGUAUUCACCUUUGUUCGUAUCGGCUUCUUCUUCAACGACAACAGCCUCGUCCGCCCCAACAUUGAAAAGCUUCGAGAAUUGAUUGAACAAGGCGGUGAUUGGGAUCGCCGCAAUAGAUUGAAGGUAUACGAAGGUGUCUAUCUCAUGUCUAUUCGUGAUUUCAAGGGAGCCGCCUCUUUGUUCUUGGAUACCUUGAGCACUUUUACCAGCACCGAGAUCAUGUCCUACCAAGAUUUUGUCAAAUAUGCCGUCUUGACCAGUUUGAUCAGCAUGAAGCGUGUAGAUAUCAAGAAGCGAGUAUUGGAUGCCCCUGAAAUCUUAGAGGUCAUCUCAGAUAUCCCUCAUCUCGAAGAUUUCAUGGCUAGCUUGUACAAUUGCAAAUACGCUCAGUUCUUCCGUUCAUUAGCAGCCAUUGAACAAGCUCACUUACGCACAUCUCGCUACCUCUUACCUCACAUGCGCUACUACAUCCGUGAAAUGCGUAUUCAAGCUUAUGCUCAAUUACUGGAGAGUUACAGAUCAUUAACAGUUACAAGCAUGGCACAAGCAUUUGGCAUGAGUGAAGAAUACAUUGACAAGGAUCUCUAUAAAUUCAUUGCUGCUGGCCGCCUCAACUGUGUUAUUGACAAGGUAAAUGGGAUCAUUGAAACAAACAGACCCGAUGCAAAGAAUGCCCAAUACCAAGCUGUUAUCAAGCAAGGUGAUCUUUUGUUGAAUAGAGUCCAAAAGUUGAGUCGAGUUAUUGAUGUUUAA
Molecule: messenger RNA, 1170 nt
Organism: Mucor velutinosus
Lineage: Eukaryota; Fungi; Mucoromycota; Mucoromycetes; Mucorales; Mucoraceae
Exons: 5
Coding region: 1-1170 (389 amino acids)
Biological process (GO): proteasome-mediated ubiquitin-dependent protein catabolic process
Cellular component (GO): proteasome regulatory particle
Molecular function (GO): protein binding
Source: RefSeq, a predicted model, not a curated record